AGUGCUGGUUGAGAUUCUUUUCACGUGUGUAUGUUGGCAGUUUUGCGCGUUUCUGUGAACUAUGACUAUUUACCAGAUAGAUUAACUUAUUUGUACUUCGUUCGCGUAAACAAUGUCCUCCAGAAACUCCAGUCUGGAAAACGAUGAAUGCGAUAGCGCCCAAAGUAACUUAAUAGAGAAUCAGCUAAGAGUUGUGGAGCACACCGACCACAUUAUCAACUAUCAGAAUUGCACUGUUUUACUUUGUGCGAGAUGCAAUUUAGUGCUGUGUGACUCGCUAGGGGUUUGUGGGGACGCCAAGAAUAUCAAAUCCAUCAUUUGUCUCAAAGUUACUAAGGAUGUGAGUGUGAAAGAAAAGCUCGAGGUGUGCUUGGAAGGACCUCUUGCAUUUUGCACUUAUAAAGUCAUUGAAUGUGUUGGAUGUUAUCGUGUUGUGGGAGUCGUCCUUCAUUCUACACCUCAACAUUUGUCCUCUUUGCGGAAUCUCUUCCUCUUAAGGAAAGAAGUGCUAAAUUGCUACCUGUUGAAAAAUGGCACAAUGGUGAAAGCUUCGAGAAUCAGCUUUGAGAACAGACCUCUCAAAAAGAACAUCAAUGAGCUGAAGCAGGAUCUGGAAGCUCAGCUGAAGCAACUGGACCUUUUGAAAGGGAUGCUGGGAGAGAUGAGCAUUGACAGAAUGAAAAGGAGAUUUGGAGCCACCACCAGUCACUCCACCUUCUCCGAUAGUGAUGAAUAAUGUCUGGUUCUACUGUUCAUGAGUGUAGACCAACAUGUGCAGUUUACGUGUGUUAUUGGCAAAAGCAACACAAGGUUACCUCAGAUGGUUAUAUAAGUUGUUGUUGUUGUUGUUGUUGUUUAACAGCUGUGAGGAGUUAUCUGGCUUGAAGAAAACAGUGUUGGAGAAAAAGCUUGUUUCUUUAUGUAUUGCAUGUUUUUAUUAAUUUAACCAAAUAAAUGUUAUUCCUAUAGUUUUAGUGCCCCUUUCCAUGUAAAUUUCUUUAUCACAAGGAGUAGGUUCAUAGA
Messenger RNA from Electrophorus electricus (electric eel), 1023 nucleotides. It is a transcript of the gene oip5, whose product is annotated as opa interacting protein 5. Gene Ontology annotation, cellular component: chromosome, centromeric region; chromatin; nucleus. The record is from RefSeq and is a predicted model, not a curated record. Gene Ontology annotation, biological process: CENP-A containing chromatin assembly; chromosome segregation. Lineage: Eukaryota; Metazoa; Chordata; Actinopteri; Gymnotiformes; Gymnotidae.